AGACGCUCUAACCGUCGUCUAUAUAGCCUCCAUCCAUCGCCGUCCUCCCCUCCCAUUGUUUCUCGUAGCUUCCUUCCUUCCGCGCCCUCCCUCUCCUUUUCAUCUGUGCGUUCUUGCGAAGCUGUUCAACCGAGGCGAGAUGGCGGAAAAGCGGAAGGCCGACGACAACCUUAACGGGACAAGGCAUCCGGCUGCGCGGACGGACCCUACAGCCGGCGACGAACUCGCCGGUACAUCGGCGCAGGCAUCAGGGCCGACGGCGAAUCCAACCGGCGACGGCAUUGCCGGGACUUCGCAGGCGCUUGCGGGGCUGACGGCGGCGACUACAGGCUCCGCCGGCGGCUCUUCCCAGUCCGGUGGAGCUGCUCGCGGGGCCAGGGGCGGGUCGGGGUACAGGGGAUUCUCCCAGUCGCAGCCGCAUAGGAGGGCGCCGCAGAUGCCAUCUCAGGGGAUGCUCCGGCCGCCGCAGAUGCCAUCUCAGCGGAUGCUCCGGCCGCCGCGGGGCAAUCCAGCCGUUGGGAGUGCGCCCUUCCCGUACCACGCGCCGACCGGCAAUGGUUCGCUCUCCGGCCCCAGGCAGACAGGAACAGGGCAGCCGCUCGGCCACUCCGGCUCCGGCGGGCAGCCUUCUUCGGCGAUCUCUUCCGCAAGCGCACCAGGCGCUCCAGUCAAUCCCCUCGUUCGAGCGUGCCCUCGUUGCAACAGGCCCACGAUCGUGUUUUUGGGCUUGUCGCCAUUGUGCGCGGAUUGCUUAAGCACUUUCGUCAUCAGCUACGUGCUUCCGCGGCACCCGGAGAUCCACUACGGCGGCGCCAGCUCGACCACCGCCAAUGGUCACCAGCGCCAGCUCGACCACCGCCUCCGCCAGCCUUCUUCCGCGGCGCUGCCACGGGCACGGGCUGCCGUCGGCCCACUCAGAAGGGCACCGACUGAUGGCUGGUGCAAUAAUUGCCUAGCGCUAACCAGGGGGGUUUUGGGCUCGUCGCCCUUGUGCGAUGUUUGCUACAACCGCCUCUUCGUCGCCGGCGACGUGCCUCCGCAGCACGCGCAGACCGGCGGCCACGUGCUUCCGAGUCCGGUCCCCAGCUACGCCUACGCGGGUGUGCCACGGGGGCCAGUCCCUGCCGGUGAGCAGCAGUACCGGGCUGCGGCCAUUGGGCCUUCUUCCACCUCGAGCUCGGCCGUGGGUUCGGGCCCGAUCUGCCAGGCUUGUGGCCACCCCUUCGGCACCGGCAACAGGGCGUGCAGGCUUUGGCGCCUCCACGGUCCGCCACCGCCACCGCCAGGGCUCGGCUAGCUCAUAUCUCGUCGCUCCAAUGAGUACUGUGAGUGAGAAUGUCUUCUGAACUCCGGCAGCCAUUUCUGCUGGCUCUGUUUUGACAAAGAUGUUUGCUCUGUUUUGACGAAGAUGUGGCCAAAUGUGGCAAUACAUACAUAGAGUAGAUCAUAUACUUGAUUGUUUC
Triticum aestivum (bread wheat) is the source of this 1463-nucleotide messenger RNA. RefSeq lists its product as uncharacterized. NCBI's taxonomy places the organism in Eukaryota, Viridiplantae, Streptophyta, Magnoliopsida, Poales, Poaceae. The transcript is spliced from 4 exons. The coding region runs from base 140 to 1297 and encodes 385 amino acids. The record is from RefSeq and is a predicted model, not a curated record.